Molecule: messenger RNA, 705 nt
Organism: Sus scrofa (pig)
Lineage: Eukaryota; Metazoa; Chordata; Mammalia; Artiodactyla; Suidae
Gene: CLDN19
Product: claudin 19
Cellular component (GO): bicellular tight junction; membrane
Molecular function (GO): structural molecule activity
Source: RefSeq, marked provisional
AACCCCCAGUCCCUUCCCCUGAGCCAUGGCCAACUCAGGCCUCCAGCUCCUGGGCUACUUCCUGGCCCUGGGUGGCUGGGUGGGUAUCAUCGCCAGCACGGCCCUCCCGCAGUGGAAGCAGUCCUCCUACGCAGGCGACGCCAUCAUCACGGCCGUGGGCCUCUACGAAGGGCUCUGGAUGUCCUGCGCCUCCCAGAGCACCGGUCAGGUGCAGUGCAAGCUCUACGACUCACUGCUCGCCCUGGAAGGUCACAUCCAGUCAGCUCGGGCCCUGAUGGUGGUGGCCGUGCUCUUGGGCUUCGUGGGCAUGGUCCUCAGUGUUGUCGGCAUGAAGUGCACCCGGGUUGGAGACAGCAACCCCAUCGCCAAGAGCCGCGUUGCCAUAGCUGGGGGUGCCCUCUUCCUCCUAGCCGGCCUCUGCACUUUGACAGCCGUCUCAUGGUAUGCCACCCUCGUGACCCAGGAGUUCUUCAGCCCUAGCACACCUGUCAAUGCCAGGUACGAGUUCGGCCCGGCCCUGUUCGUGGGCUGGGCCGCCGCCGGCCUGGCCAUCCUGGGCGGCUCGUUCCUCUGCUGCACGUGCCCCGAGCCCGAGCGAUCCAACAGCAGCCCGCAGCCCUACCGGCCCGGCCCCUCGGCGGCUGCCCGCGAACCAGUUGUUAAAUUGUCUGCCUCCACCAAGGGCCCCCUGGGUGUAUAAUGUCC